AAAAUUAGAUAUGUAUUUGAUGAUGAAGACGAUGAUGACGGUGAUCAGAAUCUCACGGGUGCUAAAAGUGGUGCCGUUGGAUUGAAAACACAGAAGGAUUGUCAUCAAGAAGUGUCUAAUCUUUAUGGUUCAGAACCUUCGAAGCCACAUUACUAUUGUUCCCUGCCCAUCGAUGAACCUAUUUGGAGGGGAAUCAUUAAGAUAGGCAGCGGAAAAUUUGUUUCAUUGGCUGCGCAUUUGUCAACCAAAUACUGUGAGAAGGUGUGGAAAUUGUCAAGAUCACUUGAGCCAGUGGUUGAAGUAACAAAGCUUUCUAGACUGGAGGCUUGGCCUAAGAGCUUUGAGGCAUCAAGGCCCACUGAUGACAACAUUGCGUUGUAUUUAUUGCCCAUGGAGAUGAGGCAAGAUGCAGACAUGGAUCAACUUGUUAAAGAAGUAAUGGAGAAUGAUAUGGUUCUACGAGCUAUUGUUGGUGAAGCUGAGAUGCUGAUAUUCCCAUCUAUUCUACUGCCUGAGCAACACCAAACUUUCCAAGGAAAACCCUACCUGUGGGCGGUAUUUAAGCGCAGAAUAGUGGAAGAGGAACAACAUGGCAAAGGACGUUGUGCACAGGAGAAGGGAAAACAGCUGGCUUCACUUUUCAGUGUGGGAGAAGGAUUAAACAUUGAUGCUGGACUAGAAGCUUCUGAGGAACCGGAGAUGCAAGGCAUGGAGCCGGAACAAAAUCCCAAGUUGGCUCGACCGAACGCGCCGAGUCCGACAACUAAAGCUCCUACCACGGCUGCAGCUACAAUGUCUGCAAACCACUGUCAAGACCACUCAAACAUGGCUGCUCCUACAGGAGCUUUGUUUGGUUUUGUGGUUCAGCGAACCCCGAGACUUGAGCAACUCAUCCAAGAGAUGCAACGCGAAGGUGCUGUGAUGGUUGCAAUGCAAGGGCAGAUGAUAGGGCCAGGCAUUGGCUUGUGCAGGCAGUAGCAACAGGGUUGAGACUUGAGAGGAGGACGAUAUGGCACAGAGGCGGAGCUCAUCUGGAUCCUUGCUCUUUGAAGCUGACUUGGACCUGAGCCGCUUUGUGUGUACCAUCGUCUGUGCUUGUUUGAAGGCUUUUCCAUUCUGGUAUUCUAGUUGAGUAGAGGUUUAGUUUGGUGUUUGCUAAAAUGCAUCUAAAAAUUAUCAUGUCAGCGCAUGUAUUCUCAGAUGCAUUUUGUUCUUCAUUAUAGUUCUGCUUGCAUCUCCA
Triticum aestivum (bread wheat) is the source of this 1240-nucleotide messenger RNA. RefSeq lists its product as uncharacterized. Gene Ontology annotation, biological process: negative regulation of transcription elongation by RNA polymerase II. Lineage: Eukaryota; Viridiplantae; Streptophyta; Magnoliopsida; Poales; Poaceae. Gene Ontology annotation, molecular function: histone reader activity. The annotation marks the transcript as partial. The transcript is spliced from 4 exons. The record is from RefSeq and is a predicted model, not a curated record.